AUGCCAGAGCAAGCAGUUGCUGUCGCUGGAGGUAUAAUAGGAGGGAUCCUUUUAUUUGUUCUCAUUGGCAUAACUGUGUACCUGCUGUGGAAGAAAUUUUGCUGCCUCCUUUCUUAUGAAAAGCUCACCAGUCCUGUCAAAACAGCAAAUGCUGUUUUCCAGGAUCAGUCAACUUCUGAAGUGCAACUAAAAAGCACAAGCUCCAGAAGUGUUCCCUUCAUCAUUCCACCAACACUGCACGGGCGAGACUGGACUGGAGCUUAUGUCGUAGGGACCAUUAACCCAGAGCUGUACAAGUUUCCUGAAGACAGAAGUGAGACGGAUUUUCCUGAAGGCAACAUCGGCCGCCUCUGGUUCUCCGUACAAUAUGAGCAGGAGUCAGAAAGGCUCCUCGUCUCCCUGAUCAAAGCCAGAAAGCUGCAGCCUCCUCCUGCUGAUCCCUGUAGCCUGUUUGUGAAAAUCUACUUGCUGCCUGAUGAAAGGAACUACUCGCUGUCGAAAACCAAACACAAAACCCUUAACCCGCAGUUUGAUGAAACCUUUGUUUUUCAGGUUUCCAGUAACGUGUUGCUCCAAAGGACUCUGAAGUUUUUGGUUUAUCAUGUUGAUCAACAGAAGAAGCAUCAUCUCCUAGGCCAAGCUAUCUUCCCACUGAAAAAUGAAGCAUUACCUGAUGACAACAAACUAGUCGUAUGGAGAGAUCUGGAGAAAGAAAACCUGGAGCCUCCUUCAGACUAUGGUGAUAUCCAGUUCUCCCUCAGCUACAACGACUACCUGGGCCGCCUCACUGUAGUGGUCCUGAGGGCACGGGGAUUAAAGCUCCAGGAGGAGAGCCAUGCUGCCAGUGUGUAUGUCAAAGUCUCACUAAUGAACCAUAAUAAAUUCAUGAAAACGAAAAAGACAGCAGCUGUUCUGGGAUCCCCCAAUCCAGUGUAUAACGAAACCUUCGGUUUCAAGGCAGAUCCGACAGAGCUGGAUACAGCAAGCCUGAGCCUGUCCGUGCUCCAGAGCCUCGAGGGAGAAAAAACACAUCUGCUAGGACGUGUAGUAGUCGGGCCUUUCAUGUACACCCGCGGCAAAGAACUAGAACACUGGAAUGAAAUGAUCAGCAAGCCCAAGGAGCUGGUGAAACGAUGGCAUGCUCUCUGCCACAGCACGUAA
Molecule: messenger RNA, 1161 nt
Organism: Egretta garzetta (little egret)
Lineage: Eukaryota; Metazoa; Chordata; Aves; Pelecaniformes; Ardeidae
Product: synaptotagmin-15
Exons: 8
Coding region: 1-1161 (386 amino acids)
Biological process (GO): regulation of dopamine secretion; regulation of calcium ion-dependent exocytosis; cellular response to calcium ion
Molecular function (GO): syntaxin binding; calcium ion binding; clathrin binding
Source: RefSeq, a predicted model, not a curated record